This is a messenger RNA of Sabethes cyaneus, 1320 nucleotides long. Its product is annotated as nuclear speckle splicing regulatory protein 1. The coding region runs from base 50 to 1216 and encodes 388 amino acids. Gene Ontology annotation, biological process: regulation of alternative mRNA splicing, via spliceosome. NCBI's taxonomy places the organism in Eukaryota, Metazoa, Arthropoda, Insecta, Diptera, Culicidae. The record is from RefSeq and is a predicted model, not a curated record. The transcript is spliced from 2 exons.
UUGUUCAUCGUUUCUGUGUUUUCCGUAUUUUCCAUUAUAUAUAAAUAUCAUGUCCAAACAAUAUGGAUUAAUUGAUCCUAAGGCGGUCAAAGCAUCUAAACAGGUUUUGAAAAAACCGGUCGCUUUCGAAAGUGAUUCGGAUUCUGAUACAUCUGUUCCUAAGCCAGUCAUCAAAGCAGAACUUGGCGAAAAUCAAAAGCGACAGGUUGCUCGAGCUCAAGAAAAGGCAUUGGCAGAAGAUCCAACUAUAUACCAAUACGAUGAAUUGUAUGGUGAAAUGGAUAGUAAACGGAAGGAAACUAAAUUGAACAAGUCUAAGGAAGAGCGCAAACCAAAAUACAUUGAAAAGCUUCUAGAGACCGCAGAAAAGCGUAAAAAGGAACAGGAGCGGCGAAUUGAAAGACAGGUGCAAAAAGAACGGGAAGCGGAGGGUGAAAUGUUUAAGGAUAAAGAAUCAUUUGUGACAUCUGCUUAUCGUGCGAAACUAGAGGAAAUGAAAGAAGCAGAAGAACAAGAAAAACGUGAGGAGUAUCUGGAAAGUAUUGGUGAUGUCACCAAGCAGGGUGACUUGGGGGGCUUUUACCGGCAUAUUUACUCACAGAAGCUUGGCGAGAGCAGUGUAAAAAAUAAGGAAAGCCAGCAAAAUGACGACAAAAAACCAAACGAUUCUAAAGAUGAAAAAAAUAAGAAGAAAAGCGAAUCGAGCUGUAAACCGAAUAAUGAAGGUAGUUCUAAAAGUGAUAAAACUAAAAGCAUCGAAACGUUACAUUCUAGGCAAUAUCGCAAAAGACGAUCAGAUGACGAAGAGAAUGAUGUGGAAAAAAACGACCAUUCAAAGAAAAUUCAUUUGCCUUCAAAUUUAGAUGCUGAUUCUGAUUUCAGUAUUGAUUCCAACAGUAGUAGCAGCAGUAGUGAAACCGGAAGCAGCAGUGAAGGUAGUGACAGCGAAGAUGAGAAGAAUAGUGAUGAAAAACUCGAUACACGCAGUCCCAACAAUAAAAAAAUACCAGAAGAUCAAUCAACAAAUGGUAUGCAAGAAAAAAUACAAGAUGUUAAGCCUAGUAACGGAACGGACGAAAACAUGGAGACGCACAAAAACGAUGCUAAGGAAAAGAAAUCUAAAGUUGAUAUUUGGAAAAAACGAACCGUAGGAGCGGUGUUUGAUGCAGCAUUACAAAGAUAUUAUGAGCGAAAAGCUGCUCGGGAAUCUGGUUGAAAAUAAUUUCGAUAUGUUGCACGUUAACGUAAAUACAAUUAUCCAUAAUACAUGUGCAAAAAAUUUAAAUUAUGUAAAAGAAAAUCGAUUCCGCAACUUUUAAA